AUGAAAAGCGACUUGGCCAAAGAUCCGAGUGUUUUAACGAAAGACCGCCUAAAGGCCUUGUUGAGUACCAACGGUGUCCCUUUACCUGAAGGUGAUCAACGGAAAGAUGUAUACGUUAAAUUAUAUAUGCAGCACAUUCAAAACAAGAACAUUGACACCCGUAAUACAGAACCGAAUGUAAGGUCGGAAUUUUCAUCAGAUGAUGACACACAGUCUGUGUCUAAGUCAGCAAAAAAGCGAAAGCCAGCCAAGAAGAGAAAAUCCACCGAUACAAAUAAUGUUUUUAAUAUAGAUUCACUAUCGGACGAAGAGCUGUUGGCAAAUUUGAAGAAAUACGAUAGUGCAGCUGGACCAAUUAUCGACUCGACACGUAACGUGUAUAAGCGAAAAUUGAAAGCUUUUAUUCAACGCUCUGAGGCAACUGUAAAAGAUGGAGAAUUUUCCGAUCCAGACGGAGUAGCUGAAGAUAGUACAAGUAAAAAAGUGGUGAAGGAUACACCUACGCCUCGUCGAGGGCGCACCAAAAGUCGUAGAUCAGUUUCAAGAAAAGAAUUCGUAAAAUCUGAGGUCAAAGAUUCAACCGACUCAAGCGAUCGAAAAGAUGACAUCGCCAUAUUAAACACCUCUCAUUCUGUGAAACCAUCGCAAUCGAACGUAGAAUCUCCGCAAAGUCAGGAUUUACAAGAAACAAAUCUGUGGUAUUUCAUAAUCAUUUUAGUAUUGGCCUUAGCGAUAUAUACUGGUGUUCAUAUUCUGGAAAUCGGUCGAAAGCAUUAA
Trichoplax adhaerens is the source of this 777-nucleotide messenger RNA. RefSeq lists its product as uncharacterized. The record is from RefSeq and is a predicted model, not a curated record. The coding region runs from base 1 to 777 and encodes 258 amino acids. The transcript is spliced from 3 exons. NCBI's taxonomy places the organism in Eukaryota, Metazoa, Placozoa, Uniplacotomia, Trichoplacea, Trichoplacidae. Gene Ontology annotation, molecular function: DNA binding.